Messenger RNA from Stylonychia lemnae, 1536 nucleotides. Lineage: Eukaryota; Ciliophora; Spirotrichea; Sporadotrichida; Oxytrichidae. The record is from the annotation of a GenBank genome assembly.
AUGUACUAUGAAAGAAGCGUCUUAGAGGAUUUCUUCUAUAUUAUCAAGGAACAAACAGCGAGAGCUAAUCAUAUCCCUGCACCAAAGAAGAUCAGAUUUACUGGUCGAAAAGUUAGUGAGUUCAAAUCUCAGAUCUACAACGCAACAUUCAGAAAUCAAAAUCGUCCUGAAUUCACCUUGCAAGCUUUAGAUCUUGAAAUUAUUCACAACGGGCUGAUACUAGACAAUGAAGAUGAGCUUGAAUAUUGUCUGACUACUUAUUAUAAUCCCCUGAUCAUAUACGUCCCUUCUGAUUUCAACCAAGAACAGUAUAGAAUGUUCACUAAGAUAGCGAUUGAUAAUCUGGAGAAUUACAAGCACUUUGGCAGUUCACUUCACGAUCAAGUUAAUUUAUUAUAGCAAAAUAUAGACUCAAUAAUGGAGUAAUAUUGCAGAAUAGAGUCCUAGUCUGUGUAAACUCCAAUUAGUAGGAAUGUCCCUUAGCCUAUGAUAGGUGGAGAUGGACUCUUCAACUCGACUUAAACUUUACAAAAUCUUUACUCAUAGCCAACUUAAUAUACCACUUAGCCAGCCUCAUAAUAGUCAACAAGGCAUAAUACCCCUAAAGGUUCAAAGAGGGGCUUUUCUUUGCAUUCAGAAUUGGAUGAUAUGAUGAGUGAUUUUAGGACACCAAUUAUACAUUCACAGGUCUAGUCUUAAGUAAUAGUUAAUCAAUUACCACCAAUAAGCAUGUCCUAAUAAGUUAUUGAUCUCACUGACUCGAAUAUUGGAGAUGAACCUGCUCAUAAUGUUAUGAGCUAGUAACUACCCUAAAUAAUCCCAACUUCCCCAUCGUUGUAAUGGAGUGAGUAGUAUGAAAAGUAAAGCUAAAGAGCUAAGGCAUUAAAGAAAAUUGAUGUAAAACCUCUAAUAGAACGUAUAAAUUCUCUGAUUAACAUGUUUGGAGGACCUUUGAUAGCUUUUGACAUGGAAUGGAAGAUCAGAUUAUUUGUGAUUGAAGUAUUAAACUAUGCUUUGAUUUAUAAGCCAUGUCCAAUCAAUAAGAAAAUAGAAGUUCACACUAGUAUAGGAGGUGAUAGCGUAUCAAAAACAAACAAGAAAGACAAAAAAUAGUAGGAAUUAAGGAUUGACGGUGAGAAGGGCAUAGAGUAAUUUGGUCAAAAAGUAUAACCUGAUUUGACAGUUCAGUACUAUGACAGCCAGCAAAUGCUAUACAUAAUUGAAAUCAAGAAUUUUAAUACCAUCAAGGGAAAAGGUAUUCUAAAGACAGCAAUAAGUGAAAAUUUCAAGCAAUUGAGGAAUUACUGUUUAUAGAGGAAAAAACUUGAGAUGAUGGGCAUCUCAACUAAUUUUGGUAUGUGGAUAUUUACUUUUUAUUCAAAGAAAACAGAGGUCAUUACUAGCACCUAGCCGUUCAUGGUAUCUGAUCCUAUAGAGAUUAUGGAUAUCAGAGAUGCUGAAAUGAGAGAGGAUGAGCUUCGAAAGCUGAUUCUCAUUAUAAAUUUACUUUGCUAAAAUAACUAGUGUCUUCUAUGA